Messenger RNA from Fibroporia radiculosa, 393 nucleotides. RefSeq lists its product as uncharacterized. Gene Ontology annotation, cellular component: ribosome; cytosolic small ribosomal subunit. NCBI's taxonomy places the organism in Eukaryota, Fungi, Basidiomycota, Agaricomycetes, Polyporales, Fibroporiaceae. The record is from RefSeq and is a predicted model, not a curated record. Bases 1 to 393 code for a protein of 130 amino acids. Gene Ontology annotation, biological process: translation. Gene Ontology annotation, molecular function: structural constituent of ribosome. The transcript has 5 exons.
AUGGUUCGCGUGUCUGUCUUGAACGACUGCUUGAACAACAUCGUCAAUGCGGAGCGUCGUGGCAAGCGCCAGGUCCUCAUCAGACCCUCCUCAAAAGUCAUUGUCAAAUUCCUCAGUGUGAUGCAGCGCCAUGGCUACAUCGGCGAAUUUGAAAUCGUCGACGACCACCGCUCAGGGAAGAUUGUCAUUCAGCUGAAUGGCCGCUUGAACAAAACAGGUGUCAUCUCCCCCCGAUACAAUGUUCAGGUCUCGCAAAUUGAGACGUGGGUCAACUUGUUGCUUCCUGCUCGUGGUUUUGGUAUCAUUAUUCUAACCACUUCUUCUGGAAUCCUCGACCAUGAGGAGGCGCGCCGGAAAAAUGUAGGUGGCAAGCUAUUGGGCUACGUGUACUAG